Paraglomus occultum is the source of this 779-nucleotide messenger RNA. The record is from the annotation of a GenBank genome assembly. Lineage: Eukaryota; Fungi; Glomeromycota; Glomeromycetes; Paraglomerales; Paraglomeraceae.
UUCAACAUUACCGCAAUGUUCUCGAUAAUCUCACAAACUUUGAGAUUGAUUUUAUCAACAAACGCAGGGAAUCACUCCAAAAAACGGAUCAAAAGAAUAACGAUAAACGUGAUGAUUUCUUGACGAUGCUUCUAACUCAAAACAAUGAUGCAGAUUCUUCAACAGAUAUCAUAAAACAGAACAUUCGCGAAAUGUUUAGUGCCGGUACUGGCACUACCACAAGUGCUCUUUGCGCUGUGGCUUACUUGCUUGCCAAGAAUCCGGAAUGCGAAGAGCGCAUGGUCGACGAGCUGUUCAGUGUUCUUGGGAAGGAUAGAAACAUCGAGCCUGCUGAUCUCCCCAAGUUGACAUAUACCGAGAUGGUAAUUAACGAGACGAUGCGAUUGUAUCCUGUGGUGCCUCUGACAUACCGAUACAGCCCAGACACAGAACUUAAAAUUGGGGAAUAUGUCUUUCCACCCAACACAAUUUUCACAAUCAAUCUUGCUCACAUGCAUCGAAAUCCUCAAUACUUCCCCAAUCCUACCGUAUUCGAUCCUGAGCGAUUUGCUGGUAAUUGGAAAGAACGAUAUCAUCAUGCAUUCUCGCCUUUCGGUCAAACUAUAAAAGCAUGUCCUGGCAAAAACUUUGCAAUGGCGGAGAUGAAGACUAUUCUGGCUCAGGUAUAUCGCAAGUAUACGUUCAAGCUAGUCAAGCCUGAUGAUCCACUUCAUUUUAAGUUCUCGUUAGUCAAUGAUAUUAGUAAGUUAGAAGCAUAUCUCGAAGAACGCAAGAUUUAA